AUGCCAUGGAAUAACAGUAAAAACGACCCUUACAGUAAUAUGAGCCACCCGGAUGAAGAGAGUGGUUAUCCUAUGGAGGAUAUUGGCAACCAGGACGUGACACGUGACCAGCUUAAUCCCAAUGUGGGUUUUCCAAUCUUUACGAGCAAGAACAUCAGUGAUGGAGCUGAAACGAAUAAUGAUGGAAAAACGGGCGAUGGCAGAUUUCUUUCGCCUGCAGCACAGGAACUUGAGAAGGACUUUGACCAAGAGUUCGACAAGGACAUUACCGAACACCAGGGUCGAACAGAGAAUAUAUUUGGAGGCAAAUUUCAAUCACGAGAACAUCUUCCGGAUUCGGAAAUGAUCACCAGUGAUGACUCCUCGUGGGCGUUAGACUCCUCGAUCGAUGGAAAUAAUACAACAGAUAUCAAUAAUGAUUUGACUCAGCAGCCCAACCCCAGAUCGUCCGGAAAGGAAUUUAUAUCAGAAGGACUUGAGCCGGCCGAGCCCGCACAGCCGCACCAGGACAAAUCCGAGUCAUCUGUUUUCACGAGAGUCAAAUCUGCUCUAUCGUUUCUCGGGCGGGAGAACGGCUCUGGUUCAGCAUCCCAACACCAUACGACUGGUAAUGGCACCUCGAAUAUCGCCCAUCCAUUGGAUGUGCUAUCUCAGGCUGAAGAUGCUCCCCAGGACCCAUCUCUGUCUUGGAGCAGCUUAUCAAGAGCUGCUGAUCCAUUUAACGGGGCUACAAGUGGCCAUGGCAUGGUGGCAAAUGAUGGAUUUGCGGGAAACCGCAAGAGGCAAGAUGAUGAGGAGGCACAACUGGGCAGAAACGGAAUAGGGAGUUCUGGUUUGCCUGAGAAUUACCCUGAGGGAAGAAGAAGCACCCGCUUUCAGAAUUCCUCCACUUCGGACUCGCUAUCUCUGCAGCUGCCCAGUAGCCAGUCUUCCGCAAAUGAAGAUUGGAUCAACAUGGACAAGUUUGAUGACUUGGCCAAUCUUUCCGAAUUCGGUAUUGACAUUCCAGAAGCGACGGUGAACAAAGCUGUGCCAAAGAAGCAGGGCAUCACGACAAGCUUACUGCGUUUAUACAACCAAAGAAUGAGAAGACACUCUGCCAGCUCCAGUGACUUUGUCCCCAGUGAUGAUGAAGAAUCCACCGGAUACGCUCUGAUGGGGAGAAAUAAAAGAAGUGCCAAAUAUGGGAAGCAUGUCGGGAACAAGAAAAGCCGGAUGAUGAAGAAGUUGGCACCAAUCCGAAAGAAAAAUGACGUUCGAACCUUCACCUUGGACACUGAGGAUACUUUGAACUUAGGCCAUGAAGGUGAUCGACUGCAGCAGAAUGCCGAGCCCACCAUCAAGCUGCCAAGAUUUGGUAAAAGGCAAAGUGCAGACAAUGACACGAAUAGCCUCGAUAUUGGUGACUUGGUUUCUGCAGCCUCGACACAUCACAAUAAAGUAAAGUUUCAGCGAAACAAGAAGCAGUACAGGCACAACCGCAAGAAACACUUUGGCCGUGAGGAAACGGCAAGGAUCACUGUACAUAUAGCCGAUGUCCUCCAGCGGCAAACGUUCAUUCUAACGCUUUGUAAGGCAUUCAUGAUGUACGGGGCACCAACACAUCGUUUGGAGGAGUAUAUGUCUCUAACUGCAAGAGUUCUAGAGACAAAUGGCUCGUUCGUGUACUUUCCCGGAUGCAUGCUUGCCUCGUUUGGCGAUUUCACCAUGAGAACCAGCGAGAUGCAUCUAGUGAGAUGUGCCGAGGGUCUUGAUCUAGGAAAGCUCGACGAAAUACACGAGAUCUAUAAAAACGUAGUUCAUGACAGGGAAGGUGUGCAGGAGGCUACUUCACAGUUGAAAGACAUCAUGGAAAAAAAGCCUCGCUUCAAUGCUAUCACGCGUAUUCUUCUCUAUGCCUUUGCCUCUGCGAUGGUGGCACCGUGGGGAUUUGGUGGAUCUUGGAUAGAUCUUCCGAUAUGCUUUGGGAUAGGUGGUGUCAUCGGCUUUCUUCAAUUUGUCAUCUGUCCAAGAUCGACGUUAUACUCAUCAUUAUUCGAGGUCAUGGCCAGUAUAAUCUCCAGCUUUUUAGCCAGGGCAAUUGGAUCCAUUAGAGGUGGAUCGUUGUUUUGCUAUUCAUCUAUUGUCCAGUCUGCACUUGCCUUGAUUCUUCCAGGAUACAUCAUAUUAUGCGGAUCUUUAGAGCUACAAAGUCGAAAUCUUGUGGCUGGAGCCGUUCGAAUGUUUUACGCUUUUAUUUAUUCACUAAUGCUAUCGUUUGGUAUUACACUUGGAGCUGCUCUUUACGGCUGGAUUGACCCGAAUGCAACCUCUGUGACAACGUGUACAUCCAAUAUUAAUCCAUGGUGGCGUUUUCUCUUCGUGCCAGGAUUCACAAUUGGAAUCGCACUUGUGAAUCUGGCAUCCUGGGGACAGUUACCGGUUAUGGUCUUUGUCUCUGGGGCUGGCUAUGUCGUUUCAUACUUUUCGAGCAAGCACUUUAAGAAUGAGACAGAACUCACUGCCACAUUUGGCUGCUUCAUCAUCGGAUUGGUCAGCAACGCGUACUCGAGAUUAAUGAAAUCCGUCAGCAAGUAUCUUACCAAAAGUGCUUUUAUGACAAUGUCACUUAUGCUUCCAGGAAUAUUUGUUCAGGUGCCAUCGGGCAUAGCUUCACAGGGAUCGGUGCUUGUGGGAAUUUCUGCAGCAAACAGUAUUGUGGGCUCAAAUUCGACAAAUUCGACAUCUUCACAAAGCACCAGUACAACAUACCUCGGCUCCCUUUCCUUUGGUAUGGUCAUGAUAGAGGUCGCUUUGGGAAUUAGUGUUGGUCUUUAUCUUGCGACAAUUGUCGUCUAUCCGUUCGGUAAGAAGCGUACUGGAUUAUUUACUUUAUAG
This is a messenger RNA of Brettanomyces bruxellensis, 2877 nucleotides long. RefSeq lists its product as uncharacterized. Gene Ontology annotation, molecular function: transmembrane transporter activity. Lineage: Eukaryota; Fungi; Ascomycota; Pichiomycetes; Pichiales; Pichiaceae. The coding region runs from base 1 to 2877 and encodes 958 amino acids. Gene Ontology annotation, biological process: transmembrane transport. The record is from RefSeq and is a predicted model, not a curated record. The transcript has a single exon.